AUGGCUUUGAACAACGACAUAGAGAGAAUUCUGUGGAACGAGGAAGAACUCUCUCAGCGAGUUUCUGAAUUGGCCUCUCAGAUUACCCAAGACUUCAGUGACACAGUCUCUUCUUCGGCUCCGGUCGUCGUCGGAGUCGCCACCGGUGCAUUUAUAUUCCUGGCGGACCUCGUCAGGAAGAUCAAGUUGCCAAUUACUGUUGAUUUCGUUCGAGCCGAAUCGUACGGCUUUGGAACAGAAUCCAAUGGGGAUCCCAGGAUUUCAUGUGAUUUGAAGAUUGACAUUCAGGGCAAGCAUGUGAUUUUGGUAUGGAUUUUGGAAGCCCGACUCUAG
Messenger RNA from Cornus florida, 333 nucleotides. RefSeq lists its product as uncharacterized. Gene Ontology annotation, biological process: GMP salvage; guanine salvage; IMP salvage. The record is from RefSeq and is a predicted model, not a curated record. NCBI's taxonomy places the organism in Eukaryota, Viridiplantae, Streptophyta, Magnoliopsida, Cornales, Cornaceae. The coding region runs from base 1 to 333 and encodes 110 amino acids. The transcript has a single exon. Gene Ontology annotation, molecular function: magnesium ion binding; hypoxanthine phosphoribosyltransferase activity.